This is a messenger RNA of Aspergillus campestris IBT 28561, 2576 nucleotides long. RefSeq names its product nitrite reductase niiA (gene niiA). The record is from RefSeq and is a predicted model, not a curated record. Gene Ontology annotation, molecular function: heme binding; 2 iron, 2 sulfur cluster binding; nitrite reductase [NAD(P)H] activity. Lineage: Eukaryota; Fungi; Ascomycota; Eurotiomycetes; Eurotiales; Aspergillaceae. Bases 175 to 2448 code for a protein of 757 amino acids. The transcript is spliced from 6 exons.
AUUGGAGUGCGCUCCCGAGACGAGCUCGGUGUGUCGGCUGGCAUCCAGUGUGCUCGCCGAGGGGGCUUCGUGAUCAGUGGAAGCCUCCAAACCUCUAUUCCUGGUAUCUACGCCAUCGGAGAGUGUGCAAGCUGGGAUAAUCAGACCUUCGGCAUUAUCGCUCCUGGGAUUGAGAUGGCCGAGGUGCUGUCAUUCAACCUGACCAACCCAGACAAGGAGCCAAAAAGUUUCACGCGUCCCGACCUCAGCACCAAGCUGAAACUCCUAGGCGUAGACGUUGCCAGCUUCGGUGACUUCUUCGCUGAUAGAGAUGGUCCGAAAUUCCUCCCCGGUCAGCGACCAUCAGUCGCGGCUGAUGGACACCCCGCUGGAAACGAUCGAGAGGAGCCGCCCGUCAAGGCACUGACGUAUAAGGACCCGUUCGGCGGUGUCUACAAGAAGUACUUGUUCACGCUCGAUGGGAAGUACCUGCUUGGCGGCAUGAUGAUCGGUGAUACGAAAGACUAUCUCAAGUUGAAUCAGAUGGUUAAGUCGCAGAAGCCGCUGGAUUUACCCCCCAGCCAGUUUAUUCUCGGAGCGCAGAAAGAUGGAGAGGAGAAUGCGGAUGAUUUGGAUGACGACACUCAGAUCUGCUCAUGCCACAAUGUCACCAAAGGAGACGUGGUGGCUAACGUCAAGAAUGGAACGUGCAAGUCUAUUGGAGAAGUCAAGUCGUGCACAAAGGCAGGGACCGGAUGCGGUGGCUGUAUGCCGCUGGUCCAGUCAAUCUUCAACAAAACCAUGCUGGACAUGGGUCAGGAGGUUUCCAACAACUUAUGCGUGCACAUUCCGUACUCGCGUGCCGACCUCUACAAUGUCAUUGCAAUCAAGAGACUGCGGACCUUCGACGACGUGAUGCAAUCAGUCGGAAGGAACCCUGAAUCGCUGGGCUGCGAACUGUGCAAGCCCGUCAUCGCCUCAAUCCUCGCCAGUCUUUUCAACCAGAAUGUCAUGGACAAAGGCCUCCACGAACUGCAGGAAACGAAUGAUCGAUUCCUCGCCAAUAUCCAGCGCAACGGAACGUUCUCCGUCGUCCCUCGAGUACCUGGCGGUGAAAUCACCGCUGACAAGCUCAUUGCGAUCGGCCAGGUAGCGAAGAAGCACAACCUAUACUGCAAGAUCACAGGGGCGCAACGGAUCGACAUGUUCGGGGCGAAGAAGCAAGAUUUGCUAGAUAUCUGGACAUCACUGGUAGAUGCCGGCAUGGAGAGCGGCCAUGCAUAUGCCAAGUCCUUACGAACCAUCAAAAGUUGCGUUGGAUCUUCGUGGUGUCGGUUCGGCAUUGGAGACAGCGUCGGCCUAGCGAUCCGCCUCGAGAACCGCUAUAAGAGCAUUCGUGCGCCACACAAACUCAAGGGAGCAGUUUCCGGCUGCGUCAGAGAGUGCGCCGAGGCCCAAAACAAAGAUUUCGGAUUGAUCUCCACCGAGAAAGGAUACAACAUCUACGUCGGAGGCAACGGGGGCGCCAAACCCCGACACUCGGACCUGCUCGCGAAGGAUGUACCCCCCGAGAAGGUCGUUGCCGUCAUCGACCGGUACCUGAUCUUCUACAUCCGCACGGCAGACAAGCUGCAGCGCACAGCCCGAUGGAUCGAGAACUUACCGGGGGGGAUCAACUACCUCCGGGAAGUCGUCCUCGACGACAAACUAGGCAUCGGCGCCGACAUGGAGCAGCAGAUGGAGGAGCUAGUAGGCAGUUACUUCUGCGAAUGGACCGAGACGGUCCGAGACCCCAAGCGUCGGAAAUUCUUCCAGCAAUUCGCCAACACAGACGAGACCGUCGAGACCGUCGAGGCCGUCAAGGAAAGAGACCAAGAGCGCCCCACCUACUGGCCGAAGGAGAGCGCCACGGAAGACUUCAAGAACCACCAGUGGUCGCAACUCUCGUGGCAGCCGAUGAUCAAAGCCGAGUACUUCAGCGACGGGCCGCCGGCGAUCUCAUCCGCGAACGUCAAGCGCGGAGACACCCAGCUGGCUGUCUUCAAGGUGAAGGGCAAGUACUACGCGACGCAGCAGAUGUGUCCGCAUAAGCGGGCGUUUGUGUUAUCGGACGGGCUGAUCGGCGAUGACGACGCCGGGAAGUACUGGGUGUCGUGCCCGUACCACAAGCGCAACUUUGACUUGAACGGCGAGCAGGCGGGACGGUGCUCCAAUGAUGAAAGUAUGAAUAUUGCUACUUUUCCGGUCGAGGAGAGGGAGGAUGGCUGGAUCUACGUGAAGUUGCCUCCGGUGGAGGAGCUGGACUCUGUGCUGGGGACGGAGCGGUGGAAGGUGAGGAAGGGGGAGGCGCCGGAUCCGUUUGAGAAAUAUGACAAGAAGUAUAAAGGUAUCCGGGGGAAGAAGAUCGGGGAUAAGGUCCAUCAGGGGGAGAAUGCCUUGUCACCGCAGCCUAAGUCGAUCGACUGGUGAUGUUCAUUACGGAUGAUGGUUCUAAUGUCUGAUAUCAUAUAUUGCAUGUAUUAUGCCCGUUUCAAUCCUAUAUACCAAGUUCAACCAGAAAUAAACAGACCAAAUCUAUAGAUUCCUAUAUCAACUUG